UUGUGGAGUCAUUUUUACGCUAUUAACGUAGAAGUCAAAGAGCCACAGUGCUUAGCUCCAAUUGGCUACUGUGACUAUUCACUAUCUGGCAGAUUCUGGAGUCAUUUUUACUCUAAUAACGUAGAAGUCAAAGAGCCAAAGUGCUUAGCUCCAAUUGGCUACUGUGACUAUUCACUAUCUGGCGGAUCGUGGAGUCGUUUUUAUUCUAUUAACGUAGAAGUCAAAGCGCCACAGUGCUUAGCUCCAAUUGGCUACUGUGACUAUUCACUAUCUGGCAGAUUGUGGAGUCAUUUUUACGCUAUUAACGUAGAAGUCAAAGAGCCACAGUGCUUAGCUCCAAUUGGCUACUGUGGCUAUUCACUAUCUGGCAGAUUGUGGAAAGUCAAAGAGCCACAGUGCUUAGCUCCAAUUGGCUACUAUGACUAUUCACUAUCUGGCAGAUCGUGGAGUCAUUUUUACGCUAUUAACUUAGAAGUCAAAGAGCCACAGUGCUUAGCUCCAAUUGGCUACUGUGACUAUUCACCAUCUGGCAGAUUGUGGAGUCAUUUUUACGCUAUUAACGUAGAAGUCAAAGAGCCACAGUGCUUAGCUCCAAUUGGCUACUGUGACUAUUCACUAUCUGGCAGAUUGUGGAGUCAUUUUUACGCUAUUAACGUAGAAGUCAAAGAGCCACAGUGCUUAGCUCCAAUUGGCUACUGUGGCUAUUCACUAUCUGGCAGAUUGUGGAGUCAUUUUUACGCUAUUAACGUAGAAGUCAAAGAGCCACAGUGCUUAGCUCCAAUUGGCUACUGUGACUAUUCACUAUCUGGCAGAUCGUGGAGUCGUUUUUACUCUAUUGACGUAAAGUCAAAGAGUCUCAGUGCACAGCUUUAUUGA
Molecule: messenger RNA, 876 nt
Organism: Parnassius apollo (apollo)
Lineage: Eukaryota; Metazoa; Arthropoda; Insecta; Lepidoptera; Papilionidae
Source: the annotation of a GenBank genome assembly